AUGUGCGCCCUUCACGCCAUCAACAGCCUUUUGCAAGGGGCUUACUUCACAGCUACUGUUUUGGCCAAUAUUGGAUAUGAAUUGGACAGUCAGGAGAUGGCACUUAUCGAAUCUCCGUCAACUGAAGGCCACGGUAUUGCUGAUGAUUAUAAUUCUUGGAGCAAUUUCGAUCCAACUGGCAACUAUUCAAUCCAGGUCAUCACAGUCGCCCUAUCUUACUUCCAGCUGGAAUUGAUACCGCUAAAUAGUUCCAAUCCUAGAGCCAUCUCAUCACGCCAGUGCACUUGUAAUGAACAAGCUUUUCUGUGUCACAAAAAUAACCACUGGUUCACGCUACGCAAGUUUGGGACGAGAUGGUUCAAUCUGAACUCUCUCUACCCGGGUCCUGAAGAAGUCCAUCACGACGGGAUUCAACUUUCUCUUUUCGCUACAAAAGAAUCGAUUGAGGAUUUCACAGGGAUUUUCAUAGUGAAUGGAAAUCUAGAACGCAUGGUAAUGAACCGAAUUCCACAGUAUUCCAGCGAGGAAGGUUAUGGAGACGAAGACGAUAAUGAUCGCAAUAAGACAACGGAAGAAUCGGAAAGUAAAUUGAGUCAACUUCUUUCUUAUAUACACAAUCUACUAAAUUAG
Messenger RNA from Daphnia pulicaria, 630 nucleotides. Its product is annotated as ataxin-3-like protein. The transcript has a single exon. Gene Ontology annotation, cellular component: nucleus. Lineage: Eukaryota; Metazoa; Arthropoda; Branchiopoda; Diplostraca; Daphniidae. Gene Ontology annotation, biological process: protein deubiquitination. Gene Ontology annotation, molecular function: cysteine-type deubiquitinase activity. The record is from RefSeq and is a predicted model, not a curated record. The coding region runs from base 1 to 630 and encodes 209 amino acids.